GUUGGUGGCGUCUUUCUGAACUUUCUUGCUGGAAAAAAUGUGGCGUACCUCGGGAAAAAUACCGAGUAAUAUUCGGGGGGCCAGCAAGGUUACCAAGAGCAAUGGCAAUGCUGUGAGGUUGAAGAAGUGUUGGUUUUGUACCAACCCAGAAGCCCCCUUGCCUCCAAAAAAGUCUGGCAGCCAAACAUUGUUAAAAAUAAUUGGUGGCGCUGUAUUGGUCGGUGGUGGCGCUGUGACUGGUACCAUCUUGUAUGCAAAAAGCAAUCCGGAAUUUAGAAGACAAGUUGAGAGCAACUGGCCAUUUUUAAACCCACUUUUUGAUACGUUCAUGUAUGACCUGAAUGAGGGCAAGCAAAACGCUGAUGUGUCAUUUAAAUCAGGCCCACUGAUUAACAUCGAUAAAGAAAAAUACCGUGAAGAGAGUUUGAUGAGAAAACCAGAACCGAUUCCAGAACCAGUCAUACCAAAGGGAAGUCCUCCACCUGCCUUGAAAAGUGCUGGAGAAUCAGCAGCAGAGACCAGUGACCGCGAGGCUAGAAGGAAGGCAGAGAAUGAGGCUAGAAUGGAGGAAGUCAGGAAAAAGGAUGAAGCUGACAGGAAGGCAAAAGAGUUGCAAGAAAAAAUAAUUGAUCAAGAGAUAGAAGAAGCUGCGGAUGCAGCAGCUUAUGAAGUAAUAGUUGGUGAGGCAAUGAAUGCUGCACUGACUGUAACAAAUGCGGCAGUGGAGAGCCAAAAACUUCUGGGGGAAAUUACCAAGGAGCACACAGAUAUGAUCAAGUCUGCUAUGGAAGAUGGGAUGAUGGAAGACAGGCAAGGCCAAUGGAAGGACGUAGUGACAGCGGCAGAUCUGAAGGUAGAGGCUGUCAAGUCUGCCACAGAAACAACAAAUCUUGCAAGAGAGGAACUUGAGAAGCUAAGAAGUGUUAUUGCUGAAAGUAAGAAGACAAAGAGUCAGUUUGGAUUUGGAGAAAAAGUUAUCAAAGCCGAAGAAGACCUUAUGAAAAUGAAUUACGAAUUGGACAAAGCAAUAGCUGAGACAUCAUCUUUAGAGAAAGAAGGUCAGAUUUACCAGGAGUACAGAGACCUUGUGGAGAAGGGCAAGACAGAGUUCAAGAAAGAAUUGGAAAGCAUUAUGCCAGAGGUCAAACUAGGUGAAAAAGGUGAGAAAAUGUCAGAAUCAGAAUUAAAUUCGCUUAUUGCACAUGCUCACCGACGAAUUGAGCAACUGCAGAAGCAGCUGGUAGAGCAACAAGUCCUGGAACAAUUGAGACUCAAAGAUGCUCUGUUAAAGAAACAGCAGGAAGAUGAAGAAAAGACAAAAGAGUUUGUGGCAGCGGAGUUAGAGAGGCAGAGAAAGGAAUUGGAAAUUGAACUUCACAAGAAGUUACAAGAACUUGAUUCUGAUUAUGAGCAAGAAAUGCGAACGCAGUUGAAGCGACAAGCGGCGGCGCACAGUGAUCACAUAUCAGAAGUAUUGAAAGUUCAAGAACGACAGUACGAGGAGAAGAUAAAGAUUCAGGAUGUUGAGAUUAGAGCGGAUGAACAAGAGAAAUACCAAACAGAGCUGCACGUUGCAAUGGCAAAGCUCCGGGGUGUAGAGAAAGCUAUUGAAGGACGGGCAGACCUUGAAAAACAAAACAAGAAAGCACAGGAAUUGUGGUUAGCAUGUGAGACACUCAAGAGAACUAUUGAAAUUGGAAGACCAGAUGGCAAAAGUUAUGAAGAUAAAUUGAAGCCACUAGCGAAUGAAGUAAUUGCUGUAAAAGAAGCUGGUGAUGAACAUCCAUUUGUUGCAGCUGUCAUCCACACUCUCCCGGAAGAAGCCCUGGCCCGAGGUGUGAUGACGGAAGAUGCCCUACGACAGAGGUGGAAGCAUGUUCGUAAAGUCUGUAGUCGAAUGUCGAUGAUUGAUGAAACAGGUGCUAGCUUCUACAAAUACGUAUUAUCUUACAUACAGUCAUUUCUAGUUAUUGGUACACGGCAUGCCCCAGAGCUCGACGAAGACGUCUCUCCCGAUUCUCUUGAUACUUUUAAAUUAUUAGAUUUUGCCACUCAUUAUAUAGAAGAGGGUGAUUUAGAGCAAGCUGUCAAGUUUGUUAACCAGUUGUCUGGUAUGCCAAAAAUAGUAGCAUCUGAUUGGUUGAAAGAAGCAAGGCUAUUACUUGAAACUAACCAAUCAGCAUCUUUACUGUCUACAUUUGCAACUGCAUCAGGAGUUGCUGGUUUGCAUUUGUGAUCUCAUUUACGAGAAAAUAAUCAACAGAUUAAAAAAUUAUUAUAAAUCCUGUUUGUAGCAGGCUAUGUUUAUUUAAAUAAAAGUAUGUACUUUGGUAGAUAUCCCAAAAACCUAUAUACCAAGAUGUUAGAAACACCCCACUGGUUGUACAAUUGCUUGUGCUGUCUACUGUCCAAAUUGUUGACUAUCUGAAAAGUUUCAAACAGUUUAAGCUCAAUAUUUUUUUAAAUUACAGUGAUUCCCAAAUACAUAUUUUAAUUCAAAUUUCUAUAAACUAGCCCUCUAGAGUAAAAUCAUAUUUUUUCAAUGAUUGAUUAUCACUUAAAAACGAUCAACCCAAAAUUUGUGAAAAACAAUACUAUACCAUAUAUGUUAGUUCUGUGAACGAACUUUGUGUCACUUUGAUGGUAAAUAUAUGCUGCCCUCUGCAGUUGCAAAUAUUCGAUGAAUGUAAGGCAUAUUAAACCAGAAUAGACAUAUUUGAAUAUUGUUAGUUACUUUCCAAUUUUCAAGUAGAUAGAAAUUAUCUGCUGCAUCACCAGUUCAUCUCAGUGACUAUUAAAAAUCUGCUAACAAGAUUUCACCUAAUUUAUAACUUUCAAAUUUGUAAAGUGCUAUAACAGUAAGGUAUUUCUACUUCCAAUGUACUGUAUUGAAAUGUUUCAUUGGUGUGAAUGUCUCUAAAGGUAUGGUUAAAAUAUUAUAUUUAAUCUACGUUAUUAAACCUAGGUUGUUGCUGUUUUUUCAAUGUGUUUGGAAUGGUAUUACCAUGUAAUGGAGUUUAGGGAUUAUUUUAUGCUGAAUUAAAACAAAUUAUGGAAUAUUACUGCUGUAAGAAAGUGUUUGUGAACUGUACUUAUAUACUAUUGGUAGGUCCAGAAAUUUGCCAACGGGGUCCAUAAAUGUAUCUGAAGCAAGUGCCCACCUAGAAGCUCAGUCAGGGUCCACGAAUGAAUUUUAUUUAUUUUUAAUUUUUUAAUUUAAUAAACUUCACAAAAAUACAGAAGUGAAGGAGACGA
This is a messenger RNA of Anneissia japonica, 3255 nucleotides long. RefSeq names its product MICOS complex subunit MIC60-like. Gene Ontology annotation, cellular component: MICOS complex. The transcript is spliced from 11 exons. Gene Ontology annotation, biological process: cristae formation. The record is from RefSeq and is a predicted model, not a curated record. The coding region runs from base 38 to 2236 and encodes 732 amino acids. NCBI's taxonomy places the organism in Eukaryota, Metazoa, Echinodermata, Crinoidea, Comatulida, Comatulidae.